Messenger RNA from Tetrahymena thermophila SB210, 1593 nucleotides. RefSeq lists its product as hypothetical. The transcript is spliced from 5 exons. The record is from RefSeq and is a predicted model, not a curated record. Lineage: Eukaryota; Ciliophora; Oligohymenophorea; Hymenostomatida; Tetrahymenidae.
AUGAAAUAACAGUAAUAGGAUAAGGAAUAAUUUGCACAAGAGCUAACGAUCUAAAAAAGCAAUAGCUAGUCUAAUAAAGAAUUUUAAGAUGGAAAAUUAGAUUAAGCUUCCUAAGGUACUAACUAGAUCAAUGAGAAAAACAAAUUAUUAAGCCAUUUAAGCGAACAAAAUAAAGAUUCUUUAAGAGACAAUAAUAGUAUAGGUUUACGUUGUGGAUUUAAUUUAGACGGAAGCGAAAUUUUAUCUCAUUCUCCUAUACCACCAAUAGCUAAUCCAUAAUUUAGAAGCAUGAUUAUUUUAUUGAAAAAUCUUGAAGAUUUAAAUAAUUAUAAAAUUAAUCAUAUCGAAAAUAUUUUUUAGGAUUUUGAUUAGAUUGUUUAAGAAAUAGCAAAAGAAGAUCCUUUACUUAUUCUUUAAAAGCCUACAGUAUAAAAGAUAAAAAGGUUUAGCUCAAGUUUUUUCUCAGUCUUAAAUUUUACUGUAAGAACUGAUAAAUCCAAAUAAUACAUGGAUAGAUUAAUAGAUCAGUUUGACUUGUUUAUAGAAUCUUAAUACAUAAACAAUUCUAGUGGUAAAAAAUAAUCGAAAAUAUUUAUUUAUUUAUUUCACAAUUGUUAAAAAUAGGAUCUAAAACUUUUUGUAAACAUACUUUAGCUUUCAGGUUCGUUAUGGUCUUCAUUCAAUAAAAAGAUUGAUUAUGAGACAUUUAGUAGAUAAAUUACAUAAGUCACUUAAUUUAUGAAUAGCAAUAAAAAAGCUAUUCUCUAAAUUACUUCUUUAUUUUUUGAUACAACUGAAUAUGAUAUAUCUACAAUUAGCGAAAGUAUGAACAUAAGUCCAAAGCUAUUGAAGGAUUUUGCUAAAGUUUUCUUGAAUAAAUAUAAUUUUGAUAUAAAGGAUUUUGAAUAACUUCUUCUCUAGCAAACUUAAUACUCAGAAACUAAUAAAAGAGUAAUUAGGAAUAUAAUCAGUAUUAAUAAUGGAUGGUUUGAUAGUAUAAUGGAUCUUGUAAAGUUUUCACCUCUUUUUUAGUAUUCCUAAGGUUAUUAAAUUUUCUACUAGUUGCUUUACUCUUUUGAUUAAAUGAGUAUUCAAAGCUAAAAGACUGAACCUAAUAAAGUAAAUAUACUAAGCUUAAUUUUACUCUCACCAGAUAGAGAAGAAAAUAAAUUAAUGGUAUAAAAGAUACUUUUUAGAUUAUGUAAAGAGGUUAUUAAAGAAUAACUUAAAAAAGCAAAAAUUAAGAAUGGUUAAUUAUUUAUACGAAAAUAUUCUCAUCUUAUAGAAGAAAAAAAAAACAAAGAGAAAAAUUAAUUUAUGAUAGAGGCUAUGAAUAUAUUAUUGAUAAUUCAUGGAAGUUCUUAUUUGGAAAAAAAGAAGAGCUCAUAAAGUAAAAAUUUUUUGUUCAAAUUUAUUUAACUUAUUUGCAUUUUUUUAUAGCAAAUUUAUGAGUUAUGCUUUUAAUUUAUCAGAAAGCUAAGUCAAGCUAUUUAAAGUAUUGACAAUAUUUAAACCUAACUUGCAUAAAUUACAUCAGAAAGAAAUAAAUUCAAUUAUAUAAGAUCCCUCUGUAAGUAUUUUUUUAAUUAUUGA